ACACUAUCCACUCGUCCACCACACAGGGAGAAAGAUGGCUGCUCUGCUGCUGUUGUUGUUCACCAUUGGCGUCUCAGUCUUCACCUCUAAUGCACAGGAGGCUUACAACAACCUUCCUGAAGAUUACAAGAAAGGAGUGAACCUGGCUCUGGAAAAGCUGCACUCUCAUGCUGGAAUCCAACACCACUUUCUCUUCCUCAGAAGUGUGAUGAAGUCAGACACUGAGGUUUGUCUACUUUCAAAAUCACUGUGUGUGUUUGUCAUGCUGUGGCUGGUUAUUAAACCAAUUCCUGAGAUUUACCGUGAGUAAUAUCCUGUAGAAGAGCUCUUAUCACUGAAGAAUGCUGUGAUUUGAUCUGAGAAAACUCUUUUAAAAGCUCAUUAAUCUCCUCUUUUUUACUCUCUAGCCUGGUUUUGGUGUGAAAUACAUCUACCACCACUUCCACCUCAAAGCCACAAAGUGUCCAAAAGGAACAGUCGACGCCAGUGGAUGUCAGUUCAGGAACGACAGGGUAAGUUUAGUCUGAAUUGAAGCAGCCAGACUGGCAUUUGCAUGUGAAUGCCCAUCCUAACUUGUCUUUGUACCGUUUUGUUUGUGUGCACUCACGCAGCCGCUGAUCGACUGUGGAGUCUGUUACAAAAUGUUUGCAGGAGAAAUUGAACAGGAUCCCAAACCGUACAUUCACUGUGUCCACAGGACGACUCUCACGGAGGUGAGUUAGUCUGUUCACUUUGACUCCUACAUUCAGCAUAGGAAUAACUUCAUGAAAAUAUUUGGUUUAUCUUUAAAUUUAUCUGAUUUGCAGGAGAUGAAACAGGGAAGAGUGCAGCACUGCAACCAGAUGAGCUACAGCAGUGGGUCUCAUACUAUUCUGCUAUCAAGAGGUGAAAACUGAAGACUCGGGGAAGUCUAACUGUGGCUCCAUUUACAUUUAAUUCUUUUUAAAUCAUUGGUUUUGUCAUCGGUUUUCUUCUUUCAAUUUUUCUACAUGUGUGUCACAUCUGAAAUUCUGGUGUUUUCUUCCAUACAAGUUUGUUUUGUGUUGACUUUGUUGAACAAAAUUAUCAGUGGAGUUAAAACUAUGAACAAAUAAAGGUUAAAGUUUUCCAUUUUAACACCA
Molecule: messenger RNA, 1121 nt
Organism: Xyrichtys novacula (pearly razorfish)
Lineage: Eukaryota; Metazoa; Chordata; Actinopteri; Labriformes; Labridae
Source: the annotation of a GenBank genome assembly